AUGUGUGUAAAUGGUUAUGCACCAUGUCAGCAUGUUCCUAAACAUUUUGCACUAGCAAAUUGUCUCGUCAACAAGAAGUAUUUGUCUAUAAGAGAUGAAAGGCAAAGGUCGUGGAAAUUAAAGCUAAAUUCAUGUAGCGCUCAAGUCUUUAUUGGAGAUGGAUGGCGUAACUUCAUUGCUGACAAUUGCUUAAAGGAGGGAGAUCGUAUUAUGUUUGAGGUUGUUGCUGAUGGAGAGGUGCUUGUAUGGAAAUUUCAUGUAGUUACUGAUGCAGAAACUCCAAUAAGGAAAUUUCAGGAUUUGAGAGCAAAUACAUCACUUCAGCCUGAAGAAAAGAAGCCUAAUUUGGAUGCUAAAAGAGCUUCCACUCAAGAAAAAACGAGCCCCAGCACCGAGUCAUCAGACACGUCUUCUUCCUAUUCAGAAGCUACCAUUCACAAGCCUUUUGGUCUUUCUCGUUUUGUAUGCACUAUUAGACCAUAUUGCCUUAAAUAUGGCUAUUUGUGUGUUCCUCAACAUUUUGCAAGUGCAAACUGUCUCAUCAACAAGAAGUAUGAUUUGUGUAUAAGAGAUGAAAGGCAAAGGUCGUGGAAUUUAAAGUUAAGUUCUUGUAGAGCUCAAGUCUUUAUUGGGGAUGGAUGGCAUAACUUCAUUGCUGACAAUUGCUUAAAGGAGGGUGAUCGUGUUAUGUUUAAGGUUGUUACUGAUGGAGAGGCGCCUGUAUGGAAAUUUCAUAUAGUCACUGAUGCAGAAACUCCAAUAAGGAAAUUUCAGGCAAAUGCUACAGAAAAGCCAAAGCCUCAUGUCAUGUCAUCACACAAUGAUUUCCCCGAUGUAGAAGCAGCUAAGGACAUGCCUCUGGGUCGCCCUCAUUUUAUUUCUACCAUCAAGCCCAGUUGCUUUUCAAAGUAUUUGUUUCAUGUUCCAAAACUAUUUGCACUGGAAAAUGGCCUCAGAGACAGGAAAUGUAGGAUAACGAUAAGAGAUGAGCAAAGGUCAUGGGCGUUUAAGCUGUAUGACAGUGCAGGCAGCACUUUCAUUGGAGGUAGAUGGAAUAAAUUUUGCACUGCUAAUUUCGUAAAGGAAGGAGAUCCCAUAAUGUUUGAGUUGUUUUCCAAGGGAGAGAAACCUGUACUGAAAUUUCACGAUUUGAGAGCAAAUGCAUCACUUCAGCCGGAAGCAAAGGAGCCAAAUUUGGAUGCCAAAAGGGUUUCCUCUCAAAGCCUCAGGAUUGAGACCUCAGAUAUGACUGCUCCAAAAGCACAAGUGUCUACUUCAACAUCUGCUAAUGCUAACCCUCAUUUUAUUUCUACUAUUAAGCAUUACGCCAUCCGCAGACCCUUUUUGUAUCUUCCAAUCGCUUUUGCAAAAUCAAAUGGCUUGUUGAAUCGACGUUGUGAGAUGAUUCUCAAAGAUGAGAAACAGAGAUCAUGGUCGGUGCAGCUACAACCAAGGGGACUUAAAUUUAUAAUUAGCAGGGGAUGGACAGCAUUCAGGAAAGCAAAUGAUGUCCAAUUAGGAGAUACUUACAAGUUUGAACUCAUCAACAACGGAACAAUACCUGUAGCGAAUUUCCAUUGUAAAUAUUCUGGGAAGGAUGUCAAGCAUGAGAGAAGCCCUUGACAAGGAGCACUGAGGAAUAUGAUGCUUUUUGGAUUUACUAGAUGUUGGCUAAAUUAAAAAAGAAGAUGUACUUUGAGAUUUUGUUCUUUAAAAGACAAACCUGUUUUUGUAUGCUGUUAGCAUUACUAACUCUCAAGAUAAGUCACCUUUUGGUUUAAUAUCAUGACACUGGAAAAUAGAGAUGAUUAUGGUGUAUCCGCUCCAUGUGUGGGUGG
Lycium barbarum (goji berry) is the source of this 1838-nucleotide messenger RNA. RefSeq names its product B3 domain-containing protein REM17-like. Lineage: Eukaryota; Viridiplantae; Streptophyta; Magnoliopsida; Solanales; Solanaceae. Gene Ontology annotation, molecular function: DNA binding. The coding region runs from base 1 to 1623 and encodes 540 amino acids. The transcript is spliced from 10 exons. The record is from RefSeq and is a predicted model, not a curated record.